Messenger RNA from Photinus pyralis (common eastern firefly), 1852 nucleotides. It is a transcript of the gene Cog8, whose product is annotated as conserved oligomeric Golgi complex subunit 8. The transcript has 5 exons. Gene Ontology annotation, cellular component: COG complex. The coding region runs from base 67 to 1791 and encodes 574 amino acids. The record is from RefSeq and is a predicted model, not a curated record. Gene Ontology annotation, biological process: intra-Golgi vesicle-mediated transport. Lineage: Eukaryota; Metazoa; Arthropoda; Insecta; Coleoptera; Lampyridae.
ACUUUACUUUGUUUAUAAGCAAGAAGACGUGGCUCUGGCCCAUUAAUAAUUUAAAUUAUUUAAAAAAUGAGCCAAGAAAAAAUUAAUUUAUUGAAUUUAUUAUUUACGGAAGAAGAGAGCGCUCUUUACGAUAGUAAUGUAGACUUCGAUGCCUACCUAAACAAAAUGGGCAGCCUCAAGUGUGAGGAGCUCAUCAAAGAGCCCUCAAAGUUGAAAGAUGAAAAGCACAGCGUAACGGAUCAAAUGCAAGAGCUCGCGAUCGUAAAUUAUAAAACGUUCAUCCAAACGGCCGACUGCUCGCGAAACCUGUUCCAAGGUUUUAACAGCAUAGAAAAUAAGCUCGAUCAUUUAUUAGAAAACAUACCGCAGUUUGAACAGACGUGCCACACGUUCGCGACAAACACCAGCGGAAUUAACUUGUUACGCCGACUGAACUCGCUUACUUUAACACGUACGGCUCAACUGUUAGAGGUGCUCGAGAUUCCGCAGCUGAUGGACUCGUUCAUAAAAGACGGCCUCUACGAGGAUGCGCUCGAGUUGGCCGCCUAUGUCCGAAGGUUAUACGCCAAACAUCCCGAUAUCCUGAUUUUUAAGAACAUUUUAGGGGAGAUCAAUAAGUCGUGGUUAAUAAUGUUGCAUCACUUGCUAAAGCAGUUAAAGGAAGACUUGCAAUUGUCGCGUUGUCUUCAAAUCGUCAGUUAUUUGCGUCGAAUGGAAGUCUUUACUGAAGCAGAGCUCCGUUUGAAGUUUCUACAGGCCAGAGAGGCGUGGUUAAAGCAAUGCCUUAGUAAAAUUGUCGAUACUAAUGCAAUGCAUCACAUAAACAAAACAAUUGAGGUGACUCGCGUUAACUUGUUCAACAUAAUCACACAAUACAAGGCAAUUUUUAACGACGAUGACCACGGCUCGGUCCUUUCAAAUAAGCAGCAGAAUAUAAAUGAGAACGUAAUUUUUUUUAGUUGGAUUCGAGACCGGAUUGGGGAAUUUCUCGCAACACUCGAAUGCGAUUUAAACAAAGAAGUUACGUCGAUCGAGUCGAUUUUGGGACAGUGCAUGUAUUUCGGUCUGUCGUUCAGUCGAGUUGGCUGUGAUUUUCGCGGCUCAAUGGUGCCGAUCUUUAACAAGGCAGUUUUACACAACUUUCGAAGGCGCAUAUCAAAAUCGAGCUUGGAUUUCGAAAAAAAUAUGGAGAGAUUUACGUUAAUUAAUAAAAAUCACCCGAAUGUCCCGUGGAAAACGAAGAUAAGCGAUCCCGUGCAGCCCCCAGAGAGUCUAUUGGAGUUUUACCCGUUAGCGGAAUAUUUAAAUCAGGUUUUAGUGGCGUUUAACGAGUUACGUCUAUGCGCGCCAGUCGCCAUCGUGCCCGACGUCAUUAAGUGUUUGGAGGAAUCGCUAAUUAAAAUUUCCAAAGGCAUUUUGGGAUUGUACGGUCAGGAGCAGCAGGCGUUUACGGCGAAUGCAAAGGAUGCUUUUAUGCGUCUGUGUCUGUCGUUUGUCGAUGACUUAAUACCGUACAUACAGAAAUGUGUCAAUAUCAUUUAUCCUUCCAAUUAUAUUUCGUCACAUAUUAAUUGUAGCAUUCAAAAUUUGCAGAAAGAGGGAAUAAUUCUUAUUGACAAAAGUGUCAUCAUUGAGCCACUUUCUGCUUUGUUGCCUGUUAAAAUUGAACCUGUGAUUAGUAAUGACGACGCAGAGGGUUCACCAGAAGUUUCGAACAUGGAUGAGGCACCUACUCUAACAAUAAUUGAACCUGAGCAUGUCACUCAAGACCCUGUAGAAUCUUUGUUAUAGUUGUAGCUGUUUAUCUCUUAGGUGUAAAUACAAUAAAACAAUUAUUAAAAUUUGAGAAAUG